Molecule: messenger RNA, 1221 nt
Organism: Pelagomonas calceolata
Lineage: Eukaryota; Pelagophyceae; Pelagomonadales; Pelagomonadaceae
Source: the annotation of a GenBank genome assembly
CAUGCGAGACGCGCGCGGCCGCGGCCGCGCAGCCCUAACCAGACGCAGUUCUGCACCAGAGAUCACGCGCGCGUGAUUUUUUUGCUGCGCGCAAGUGCUUGUUCAUCGCUGCACGCGCGCGAGGCGCUGAAACCAUCUCUGCUCUCCUGGCUGUGUGAGAGCAUGGAGCAGCCGCGCGCGCCCACGGCGCCCAUGGAUCGCGUAACCGGUCCAAGACUCACGGGGAUCUCUCCCGACGCGCUGCGCGUCGUGGCGUCCUUCGUCUGGACGCCGGCCCUGCUCAUGGCGCUUCCACGCGACCUGCAGCGAUCCGUCCAGAGCGUCUUCGACAAGCGCGAGCUGCCCGGCGAAACGCGUCUCAUGGAACUCACCAUCCUAGACGAACCCAAGCGGCUCAUGGCGACGUACUAUUACGGUGGUUUAACGCCUGGCUCGCACUGGAUUAAAUGGCGCCGCAUGGACAGCAAUUGCGUAUACGUAGAGGCCGACGCUACUAUAGAGCCAUACAGUCACACUUUCCAUAACAGUGCCGGUUUCCGCCUCGUGCGUUACCUCGGAUACGAUUCUUACGCGCCCGGCAAGCCUGGCGGGAUUUACUACAACCACAACAACGGGGAAGAGGUCCCGCGAGACUGGUCUGUUUUCGCCCCGGACCUGGAGAUCGUGCGGGGGUAUAUUGGCUUUGGCGCGCGGUUCGACGUCGAGUACGUAAGCGGCGGCUUUUACAACGAGGGCAUCACGGCGCUUCACUUCGCCGCCGUCGAGGGCCACCUGGAGCUCACGAAGCUGUUGGUGUCGGCCGGCGCGGACGUGAACAUCAAGGCCAAUCCGCAUUGGUGCGUGGCUGGCGUGCACCCGCUGUCGUUUGCCAUGUCCCGCGCUUCGACCGCGAUCAAGGACUUUCGGGCCGACACGUUACGCGUCGCGCUCUACCUCUCUUCGCAGGGCGCCGACGUGCGCUCCGCUGAUGCAAGCCUAGAGUCACGAGAGCAUCUAAUAAAUGAGUACGGCGAUGGCGCUGCCGGCGCAAAUUUGAAGGAGAUCAUCGUCGGGACGCGAGAGCGCCUGCAGACCGUCGCGGAAAACUGCGACAUGGAAUUCACGGAUUCGGACGACGACGACUAUUACUUCGACAACGACGCCUGGGAAAUGAAGAAGCUCCUCGAGAAAUACGAGGAAGUCCGCUUCGACCCGGACCGGCGCCAGAGGGUGCUCGACGAC